AUAUAGAUCUUUCUGUUGGCAGGCCUGGGGAACAAUCUGUUCAUAAGGUUUUCGUUGACCCUGGAGGGAGUCACUGUAUUGCCACUGUUAUUGGCAGUAGUGGUACCGAUACAUAUUAUACUCAUGCUAAAUGGACAAAGCCUCGAAUUUUAAGCAAAUUAAAAGGUCUUGUUGUCAAUGCUGUUGCCUGGAAUAGACAGCAUAUAACAGAAGCUUCAACUAGAGAAAUCAUUAUGGGCACGGACAAUGGCCAACUUUGUGAGAUGGCUGUAGAUGUAAAGGAUAAAAUGGAGAAGUACGUAAAGUUACUGUUUGAACUUAAAGAACUACCUGAGGCUUUCACCGGUUUGCAGAUGGAAACAGCAAAUGUGCACAAUGGUACCAGAUUUUAUGUGAUGGCUGUUACACCUACUCGACUUUAUUCGUUCACAGGGAUUGGCUCGCUUGAAGCUGUUUUUGCAAGCUAUGUGGACCGUACAGUUCAUUUCAUGGAACUUCCUGGUGAAAUACCUAACAGUGAACUGCACUUUUUUAUCAAGCAAAGGAGGGCUGUACACUUCGCAUGGCUUUCUGGAGCAGGAAUCUACCAUGGUGACCUAAAAUUUGGAGUGCAACAUAGUUCGCCAAACGGGGAUGAAAACUUUGUGGAAAACAAAGCUCUUCUAGACUACUCUAAAUUCUCUGAAGGAGUUGAAGGUGUCAAACCUAGCUCUCUGGCUGUAUCCGAGUUUCAUUUCCUACUUCUCAUAGGUAACAAGGUUAAGGUGGUGAACAGGAUAAGUGAACAAAUAGUAGAAGAACUUUAUUUUGAUCAGACACCUGACGCAGUUUCAAGAGGUAUUUUUGGCUUAUGUAGUGAUGCCUCAGCUGGGUUGUUUUAUGCAUAUGACCAAAAUUCCAUCUUCCAGGUGUCUGUAAAUGAUGAAGGCCGUGACAUGUGGAAAGUGUACUUGGACUUAAAAGAAUAUGCUGCAGCUUUGGCUAAUUGUCGUGAUGCCCUGCAGAGAGACCAAGUUUAUCUGGUUCAGGCUGAAGCUGCUUUUGCUGCCAAGGAGUUCCUCAGAGCUGCAUCAUUCUAUGCAAAAAUUAACUAUGUGUUAUCAUUUGAAGAGAUCUCAUUGAAGUUCAUUAGCAUAAGUGAACAGGAUGCAUUGAGAACAUUUCUCCUGCGGAAGCUUGAUAAUCUUUCAAAGGAUGAAAAGUGCCAAAUAACAAUGAUUUCCACAUGGGCAACUGAAUUAUAUCUUGAUAAGGUUCAUCUCUUUUUGAACUGAGUUUGUUUGAUUAAA
Nicotiana tabacum (common tobacco) is the source of this 1289-nucleotide messenger RNA. NCBI's taxonomy places the organism in Eukaryota, Viridiplantae, Streptophyta, Magnoliopsida, Solanales, Solanaceae. The record is from RefSeq and is a predicted model, not a curated record.